Folsomia candida is the source of this 1666-nucleotide messenger RNA. Its product is annotated as metal transporter CNNM4-like. Gene Ontology annotation, molecular function: transmembrane transporter activity. The transcript is spliced from 9 exons. Bases 42 to 1454 code for a protein of 470 amino acids. Gene Ontology annotation, biological process: transport; magnesium ion homeostasis. Gene Ontology annotation, cellular component: plasma membrane. Lineage: Eukaryota; Metazoa; Arthropoda; Collembola; Entomobryomorpha; Isotomidae. The record is from RefSeq and is a predicted model, not a curated record.
GUGGCCAAGAUGUGACUCCAUCAAGUGUAGAAUUAUUUGGAAUGUCCUUUCAACAUAAAUCGGACAAGAAGAAAGUCGUGUACGAUGCGAAGGGAAGUCCACACAUUCCGGAAGGGACGGCUUUGAAAAUAACUCUUUACGGCAAUAUUCCACCCGGAGCAUGGCUGAAGCUUACCACCCACAAAUCAUGUCACCUGCAGAAUGACACGUUCGCAGUCGUCAAAGUGCACAGCGAUACAACGGGCAAAAUGGGAGUGGUGAAGCUGACACUGCCAGCAUUGUACCGUGGGUACGAAAUGAAGGUCUAUUUUUGCAUGGGCCCCACAGCGGACCAGCUGACACUUCAAGGAGAACAUGUAACUGGAGAGGUGGUCCCUUGGCUGACGAUAAAUAUAAUCCGGUCAAAAGUGCCCGACUGGGUGUUUUGGAUUCUUAUCGCGUUCCUCUUGAUUUUAUCCGGACUUUUCUCUGGCCUAAAUCUAGGAGUUUUAAGUUUGGACCGAAUGGACCUCAAGAUUAUGAUCAAUACCGGGACGCCCAGGGAACGUGAUCAUGCCAAAAAAAUUCGCCCCGUCCGAUCUCACGGGAACUUAUUGCUGUGCAGCCUCGUUUUCAGCAAUGUCCUCGUAAAUUCGACCCUGACUCUGCUCAUGGACAACUUGACUGAUGGAUUCACAGCUGUCAUAGGAUCGACCUUUGCCAUUGUAAUCGUAGGGGAGAUCAUUCCACAAGCGGUGUGUUCUCGACAUGGACUCAUGGUGGCCGGGUACACGAUGGCCGUCACAAAGCUGUUCAUGAUCAUCACGUUUCCGCUUGCAUUUCCUCUCAGCAAAUUGCUGGAUCAAUUUCUGAGUGAGGAGAUUGGAGCUGGAUUCACCAGGGAGCGUCUCAAGGAACUCGUCAAGGCAGUCAAAGAUGAACAUCUCCUUGAGAAGGAAGAGAUGGUGUUCAUAAUUUCUGCUCUGGACCUUAAACAAAAAACAGUGAAGCAAAUCAUGCGUCGAAUACCGGAUGUGUUUACCCUGCCGAUUGAGACGAUCUUGGAUUUUAAUACCAUGCUCAAAAUUGAGAAUCAAGGAUACUCAAGAAUCCCCAUCUACGACGGAGAAUUAACCAAUGUCAUAGCUCUGCUCAACGUGAAACAGUUAAUAAUGGUGGAUUACAAGGACGAGAUGCGACUCAGAGAUUUAGUGGACGUAGAAUAUUUCAAAGACAAUUUGUUCUGCGUCUUUGAAAAUACUCGUCUGGAUUUCAUGUUUAGGAAAUUCAGAGAAGGUAAUAGAGGUCACAUGGCAUUCGUGGAUAGGGUUAACGACGAAGGUCCUGGAGACCCCUUUUACGAAAGGAUCGGCGUGGUCACCAUGGAGGACGUCCUAGAAGAGCUUCUUCAGCAGGACAUAAUGGACGAAAGCGAUGUUGGCACAUACUCAGCUAGGCCUUUUAGUAGAUUUUAAAGAGAUAUUCCUGGUUUGUCAAUAUGUUAAAAGUGUCUAAUUCAAUGCUAAUUUAAGAGCAUUAUGUAUGUUGACCGACCGUGUAUUAAUUGACGCUUUAUAAUCAAUGCGAGAAUUUAGCCCAAUUUAUUAUGCAUAAGUUUUGUCGUAUUUAUAAAUCGGCAAAUGGUGUGACUAUUUUCAUUGAAUAAAUUAUUUUAGAUUUAUGUGAA